Messenger RNA from Microthlaspi erraticum, 1008 nucleotides. NCBI's taxonomy places the organism in Eukaryota, Viridiplantae, Streptophyta, Magnoliopsida, Brassicales, Brassicaceae. The record is from the annotation of a GenBank genome assembly.
AUGGCGGAUUUCCAGACAUCAACUCAACGGGCCAAGUGGAUUCUCACUCCCCAGAAACUGGCAGAGAGGUAUAAAGUUGCGAACCAGAAGGCAGUGCAAAUGCUGGAGAAGUGUGGAACAACACAAGUUGAAGUAGAUGCCAGUGGAUCACUGACAUAUCCUACUGAGAAAGUUGAUGCAGGAGAUCAAGCUGAUAAGAAGCUUAAGCCCUUGAGUGUUGAUGAAGAACGGUUCAUGAGAGCAUUUUAUGAGGCAAAGGUCCAAGAAGUGUGCAGUGCCUUUAAUUUUCCUCACAAGAUUCAGGCAACGGCCCUCCAAUACUUUAAAAGAUUUUAUCUGCAAUGGUCUGUUAUGCAACAUCAUCCUAAAGAAAUAAUGUUAACCUGUGUGUAUGCAUCUUGUAAAAUAGAGGAGAAUCAUGUAUCUGCUGAAGAAAUAGGGAAGGGGAUUAAACAAGAUCACCACAUAAUUCUCAAGUAUGAGAUGGCUGUUCUUCAGAGUUUGGAAUUUGAUCUGAUUGUUUAUGCCCCAUAUCGUGCAAUGGGAGGUUUUGUCAGUGACAUGGAGGAAUUUGUUCAAGCUAGAGGUGAUGAAAUCCAAAAACUGGAGAAUUUGCUUAAAGCGGCUACAGCAGAAGCUGAUAAAGUUAUGCUCACAGAUGCUCCACUCCUCUUUCCUCCUGGCCAGUUGGCAUUGGCUGCUUUGCGUAUUGCAAAUGGAGCUCUUGGAGUAGUUGACUUUGAUAGGUACCUAGAGAACAUUGUUUCUCAACCUAACUAUGAGCACACGGCUUCAGAGCUCACAAAGUUUCUUGAUGACAUCGAAUCUUUGGUAAAGAACUACAAGUACCCAAGUGAAAAGGACAUGAAGCAUAUCAACCGGAAGCUAAAGUCUUGUCUAGGACAUAGCUCUUCACAUGACGAUAGUAAAAAACGGGAGAAGAGAUCGAAGCACAAGUCACAUAGGAGCUCCAAUGAUACACCCAACGGUGGGGCACCAGUAGGUUGA